AUGGAUGAUGAAGAAGAAUAUGUUAUUGGGGUGGCUAAUGAUUGGGAAAUGGGUAGAAUGGUAGAGCAAAUACAACUUGAUAAAUCUGGUGCCUUUUUGGGCAUAAAGGAGGUAUGGGUUCCAGAAGGAAAAGAAGAGUAUCACAUGGAUCCUCAUGGAUGGCCAUCAUUGUGUGCUCAUUUUUAUGGGAAAGCCAGCCUGGAUGAACUUCUAUUAAUAGAUAAAAGGGGGUGGUUAUCCUGGAAAGAUUCAUAUGCGAUUAAACUUGAUGAGUAUCAAGACGAGCCAUAUAAUCUUGAGCUAGAAGGCCUGCCCUAUACAUUACGUUUUCAGUUCAUGUCAUGUCCACGUCAAAAAUUAUAUGGUCCAGGAAUUCAUGAAGAUGGAACUGUAUGGUGGCAUAGUGAUGAAUUAGUCGGAGUUAGCUAUAAAAUGGCAUCAGAAGCUUGCCGUCUUCUUUAUCAUUCUACAGAGUAUACACUUUUUACUAGACUCUACACAUCUGAAGGUAUAGUCGAAGAAAUGGGAGAUAAAGGAUGGCAUUUCGUUCCGAGACCACAAGGACCACCAGGACCAUUUUAUGAUGGCGACUUAAAUUGUAUCGUAGCAGAAUUACAACGACUAAUAGAGCAUGGAGGAACAAAGCGGGCCAUAGGGCUAACGCCAGCUCGUGAAAGUGCCCUUGCGAAAUUUAAUGAAAAGGUACGAGCACCCGGCUGUACUUUAGAUGAUUUGCAUAUCCUUGAAAAGCCGGAAAAAUCUGGAGGAGGUAUACCUGAAAUGCCUCGAGUAUCUUCAGUCUAUGAUAUGGACUAUGAAUGUGAAAGAGCACUUGUUUCCGCAUGCACGAAAACUAAGAAGGGGGAGGUUAAUAUCGAUGAAAAAAAGAUUGCUGAAGCUCUUAUAUCAUUUGUCGCAAGAAACCUUCCAAGAGCUACAAGAAUAUGGAUUGUAGGUGGAAUCAAUGGUAUGGAAUGCACCAAUAGAUCCUCCCCCAAGCAUAUUCAUAUAGAUCUUCGUGGAGCGUAUCUUGGCUGUGAAGAUUCAGAACGAAGUGCAUCAGAAGCAUUGCCUUGGGUCCGACGAUAUGGAUUCCCAGAAAGGAUACAGCGACGUGCUCAAGUUGACAAUAUAGAUACUAUUCGCAACUUGACAGGUAUUGUUCAGCUUAUAGCAUGGGAAUUCGCUCUAAACUUGCAUCCAUUUACAGCAGGACUUAUUGGGCAACAUCUUGCAGAAAAAGAAGGUUGGAUACCAACGCCCUUAGUCGAUUAUUUGCUAAGCAGAGGAUGGCUUUCAAGCGCAACUCCAAGAGAAGUUAUAUAUAGCGUAGAGCAAGGAACUUUAAUCAAGUAUGAAGGUGAUGAAAAGCGUGGGCAAUGGUUGCAUAUCCGUUCUUUUGUCCUUGCCUAUACCCAUAUUGCUGUACUCGAACAGCUAAAACGUUUUCCGAUAGAAAAUGUACUACGAGUAUGUACAGAUGCCAUUUACACCACAGCAAUUUCCGAAACUAUUUUAGAUGAAACUGUUGUUGAGAUGGGGCAAAAAUUACUCCCCGAUUUUGAUGAAAGCCUCUUUGCUAAAGCGAAAAAUAGUGCAGAGUUAGAAGAAGUGCAUGCGAAAUAUGAGGCUGAACUAGAUAAAAUAAGAAAGCAGUAUGAAUCAGCUAUUGUUCUAGAAACACCAGAAAUUAAGUAUGGUCAAUGGCGCAAGAAAAAAGAGGGAUAUACUUAUCGUAAAGAAGCAUCAUCCUGGGCUAUCAAUUAUAAAGGUACACUAGAAAUCCCUCCAAGCGACGCACCCCCUCUUUCUAUUGAUUCGAAACUAAUAACAUUGCAAAAAGUUUAUCUAGUUGGCCAAGGCGGUAGCGAGAAAACAACACGAGCCAUUCGUGCAUUCCCUGGUCGAAAGGUUGUAGUUCUCACACCAGCAAAUUUGCUUGCAGAAUACCAUAGAAAGCAAAAUCCAGGCUUAACGGCUAUGACAUACCAUAAGUAUUUUCAUCUAGGGGCAACACCUAUCGAUGAGUGGGAUCCUGCAUGUCUUGGAAAAAAAGCUCUAGCCGAAAUACUUAUCUUUGAUGAGGCAUGCAUGAUUCCUAAGAAGGUAUUGCAGAGAUUAUUGUCAUAUGCCGAAAGUCGUGGAUGCCAAAGUAUUAUGUGUGGAGAUCCAGGUCAACUUACACCAUGGGGUGAUAAAGAAGGUCCGCAUAAAUUUCUUACCGAGUGGGCUGAUGAAGUAAUCUGGUGCAUGGACGAUUAUCGUGCUUAUGAUCCCGAACUUAAGGCAUUAAAAUUACGCAUGUGGAUGAAAGAUGAUAUGACCCAAUUGCAAGAAUUCCGUGAGGCUUUACCUACAACAUCAUGGAAGAAUGCACUUACUGAGUGGACUCCAGAAGAUAUUUGGAUUUGCUCCACAAAUGAUAUGGGUAUGCGAGUUGAAAGUGCAUUAAUACAGGCUCAUAAGUCACGCUUCCUCAAUGUACCCUCAAUUAUCCGUUUUGACCCAGAUGAAAGUAUCAAGCAUAUGUAUCGUAUCCAAGGGAAACCUGUGCAGAUCCCGGGUAGCAAUGAAAUUAUCGAAGCAUAUGUUGGUACGAUGAUAAAUGUACCACUUGAGAUAGUACUGCGUGGACUUCCUGCUGAGUGGAAAUAUGCCGGCUGGGGAACAAUUCAUCGAAUCCAAGGACAGACUGUCGAGCCUCCGAAACGUUGUUUCAUUGUGGACCAUAGCCUGGAAGGCUGGAUUAACAAUGCCGUAUAUACAGCCUGCAGUCGAGUACGAUACAUGAAUCAAAUGAUUCGAGUUAAACCACCAGACGGUGUCCUUGAAUAUAUCGAACCUACUGAACUCCAAGCAACUCCUUGUCCCCAAAUUAUUGAGGCAAAAUUAAGACGCCAUAGGCUAGAUGAUCGGAAAAAGAAGCGACAUUUUCCAAGACCGCUUAUGAUAGCUGAGGAUUGGGAGGUAGAUGAUAAGACUGAUUUGAUUGAGGACACUACGGUAUGUGAGAAUCCGCUCUAUCUAGCAGAGAAUGAUGAGGAGAAAGCUAUUCCAUCAAUCACGCCAGAAGAGAUAAUUUCUAUGGCAUAUCAGCAAAAGAAAGUUUGUAAGGUAUGUUAUGUUCCACUCUUAUUCCAAGGCUAUCCGAAGCGCCAUCCGCAAUCAUUUUCGAUUGAUCGGAUAGACGAUUCUGAGGGUCAUUAUCUUCAGAAUGUAAGACUUACCUGUCUCUGGUGCAAUGAAAGACACCGCCGUUAA
Messenger RNA from Rhizophagus irregularis DAOM 181602=DAOM 197198, 3261 nucleotides. The record is from RefSeq and is a predicted model, not a curated record. NCBI's taxonomy places the organism in Eukaryota, Fungi, Glomeromycota, Glomeromycetes, Glomerales, Glomeraceae.